This is a messenger RNA of Geodia barretti, 490 nucleotides long. The record is from the annotation of a GenBank genome assembly. Lineage: Eukaryota; Metazoa; Porifera; Demospongiae; Tetractinellida; Geodiidae.
UCAUCGUCGCCAUGGUGAUCGCCGUCUACUGCCUCUGUUUCCGGGACGGUGGGAAGGUGGGGAAUUCCCCUCACAAGAGGACCUUUUCGUUCAGGUCUAAGCACUGGACUGAUUCCAGCGGGCCACACUCCAUGCCACGGGAACAACAGGCUAGGAAAGAUAACACUCAUGCCGGUGCAGAGCCCACAACCAGUUUCCAACUACAAGGUGACAACACUGUCUUAUGAUGAUGACAUCGUCAGGGACCAUGUGAUCACCUCUUUAUAGUCACGUGACUUACCACUUACCUACCUAAAGUAUACCCAUACAGUAGAUUAAUAUGGCAGUCGGGAUGUGUACAUAAUAGUGUGCAAUGGUACGAUUUUUAUUGUGCUCUAAAAUCAGUAUUGCUAUUAUACAUUGCCCUUUCUUCUUUCAACCUUUUUAUACUAUACCCCUGUAUAUAUUUUUUUUAAAUUUUCUGUUCAUGUACAAAUUAUUGUGUGACUGC